Messenger RNA from Carassius carassius (crucian carp), 704 nucleotides. RefSeq lists its product as uncharacterized. Gene Ontology annotation, molecular function: zinc ion binding. The record is from RefSeq and is a predicted model, not a curated record. Bases 21 to 704 code for a protein of 227 amino acids. Lineage: Eukaryota; Metazoa; Chordata; Actinopteri; Cypriniformes; Cyprinidae. The transcript is spliced from 3 exons.
AGGGUUUCAGUCACGUGAUUAUGAUGACGCGCGAGGGCGGGAAGAAGGCAGAUGGAGGGCAGGAAGUAAACAUGGAGAAUACGUCUAUAGAGGAAACCGUUGCAGAAAGUCAGUAUUGUACGGAUUUAGAUCCAGUUUCAAGACAUAGAUACAAGGAGUUAAUUAACAGAUAUGUUGGACGUGACCCGUACCUCAUGAAGAUGAGUGAGUUUUCAGUAGAACUGAAAGAUUUACCGACAGUUGAAGCUGUUGACAUCACCAACUAUCUGGUCCUUCAGACAUCGUACUACACCAGACAGCAAAUGAAGGCCUAUAAAAGUCUGGAGGCAUACAACUUUUUUGUCAACGGAUGGGUCCACAACCUCGGUGUCAAACGGCUCCACGAUGAUCAUUGUUUGGUCUUCGCCAGAGUAAACCACUCUCAGAGGUCAAGCGAAACACCUCUGAAGACCUGGAUUAUUGCGAAGGAGGCUGGAGAAAUCAUUGCAGCUCAUUGCAAUUGCAUGGCAGGACUAUCAGAAUCGUGUUCUCAUGUAGGGGCAGUUCUUUUUUCCAUUGAAGUUGGGGUAAAGAUGCGAGAUUCAGCUUCCUGCACAACAGAGCAGUGCAAGUGGCUGAUGCCAUCACAUGUAAAAAAGGUAAGGUUACACGUUCACAGCAAACCUAAUGUGGGACAGAGAAUGUUAUUUUGGGACACUGUUUAA